Molecule: messenger RNA, 2658 nt
Organism: Exophiala xenobiotica
Lineage: Eukaryota; Fungi; Ascomycota; Eurotiomycetes; Chaetothyriales; Herpotrichiellaceae
Exons: 1
Coding region: 1-2658 (885 amino acids)
Source: RefSeq, a predicted model, not a curated record
AUGGACAAACCAGACCUCAUCCCCUACAUCGAGGGCCUCCGUACUCACACCGAACAACUUGUGACAACCCUUCCGGGCAAACUCAAGAAGAUGCCGACCAUGCCUCUAAAGGAGACUGUUGCUAGGAACAUCUUCGAGGACAACAUGCAGAAACUGCUUCAGUAUCUCAAACAAGUCGAGAAAGCUUGCGAGCGUGCGAAAAAUCAACAAGCGCGCAUGCAAAUCCAGGACUGGCGCGCCAAGUUGAAAUCAAUGAUUGACCUUGCCUACAAGCGUCCAGAUAUGUUUGUGCGAGAUCAUGCUCAUCAUAUUGGUUCGAGCCCUGUGCGUGUCUACGCUGUUGGUGAAGACGCCGGCGGUCAAUUCCAAGCAAUGACCACAUCUCAUGGUCUCACCACAUCGGUCAAUGGAAAUAACUUGCUUGCAUUGCCAGACAACGCUGCUGGUGAUGAAGCGCCUGAGGGCCGUCAUGAAUUGCUCAACAAUCAAGUGACUGCCCCGAGUCCUACUGGAGCAAGCGAUGCAACAGGUACCAACAAAGCUCCCGGCUUUCUCGAUCAGGUGCAACCCAUGGUCUCGAUCGGGUCCCCUGAAAGUGGCGAAAUCACCUUUGCGCCAUCACAAGGAAGCCUGUCAAAUCUGUUCACCUUCGGUUCGAACCCAAAAACAUCAAAAGACGAUGGCUCUAGCGAAACCUGCUCCACCCCGACCAAUCCUCAAGAGGCCACUUCAUUGAUCAAGGAGGAUGUGGUCAAAACACAAGCAGGAGAAGUCUCAGCGGUUGCAGGACACAUUGCUGAAUACCUUAGCGAACAAGAGAAGAUUGAACCUGAGACAUCAGAACAAGUCGCAGUUAAGCCUGCUACUCUCGAGCAAGAUCAUUUGCAACAGACCGGGGUCCAAGAAUGUGGAUAUGGACCAGCUGAGAGCGCCACCGAGAAUGAGUACACCCUAGGCCAUGUCUUCGUCUGGUCACCGGACCAUGCUCCACCCAACGGCGACGAAGGAGAUGUUGCAGCUGAACAACCGGUCGAGAUUGACGAGCAAGUGCCUACUGACAUGACGGUCGAUCCCUCUGCUUCGUCUGGCCUCCAAUCUUCAACUGAGCCUGCAGCUCCUUCUGCGUUCACUAGCGCAACCGAGGAAUACACUCUCGGUCAUGUGUUCGUGUUCUCUCCUGAUCAAGCGCCAGCUAACGGCGACGAGGAGGUUGUUCAAGCAGAAGUAGCACCCAAGACCGAAACCGAAGCCUCCGUGGAGCAUGAUGUUGUGUCUGCAUCGGACAUCAAACUGGAAAACCUCAAAGUGCGUGAAGUUGAGCCAUCUGUCCAUUCUGUAAUCGUUGCCACGACUGAGACCCUGGGCGCUUCUCCAUUCACCAAACACGACUCUGACUAUACCCUCGGUCAUGUCUUUGUUUUCUCUCCAGACCAUGCGCCACCGAACGGCGAUGAAGAAGUUGUUGCUGUCGAUUCGUUAUUUGAUACCGAAACUGAAGCCCAUAUCGAGCUUGAAAUGGGAGCACUGGUUGACGUCCCCUUCGAAUCACCCACUGAUUGCGCAACCGAAGCGUUUAUCGAUACUACGGACGAAACAACAACCAAACCUCCACAUGUUCCACUGCCGAUCAGCACUGAGCCAGAUCAUUCCCUGGGUCUUGCGUUCGUUAUCUCUCCUGACCAACCACGACUGCAUGGGGAGGAUGUUGAGAUCGAAGCCGCUGUUCCUCAUGGCAACGCAUGUUGCAACGAUGAGCAACACCAGGUGGACGACGCAUCCGAUAUGGACAGUCUUUUCGACCCCGGAGAUGCUUCUGACUACCUUGCUGCAGCUCUUGCCGAGAACUGGCUGCUGAGCGAGGACGAGGACCUCGCUGAAGAGACCCCAAUUGUCAAGCACAAUGCAGUCUCCGAUGCUGGUGAUGCUAUUGGGCAAGGUGCUGUCUCCGAUACCGAAGAUAGCUUAAUCAUCAUUACGAAAGAGGAGCCAUGCAACCCAGUCGAAGAAGUCUUGAUUGCUGGCGAUAUUACUGCAAAAGAAACCCAAGCCCGCACUGCCAGCGGUGCAGAGGAGAACACUUUGGGCCAUGUCUUUGUUUGGUCAGCUCUUCAGGCUCCACCUGACCGAGACACUGUUUCCACAUCGUUCCCGGUGCCGGUUGAGAACACCAUCGAAGACGAGUCGACUCUGCUAGACGACCAAACUCCAAAAGGCGACACAUUCAAAGAAGUAGUCACUGAAGAGGUUGUCAUUUCUGGUACAGGAAUCGCUAAUGACGAAGUCAAUACGGUGACAGUUGAGGUGGAGACCGAAUCUCUUGUGAAUUCACCGCCUGUCGCGAAGGCCUUCGAAAUGAUCGGCGAAGAAGUUGUGGAGGAGAUCCUUGACGAGUCAUUCAAGGAACUUGUUGAGAAGUCUGUUGAAAAGUCCCGCGAGAAGGACUUCGAAAUCGCAGUCGAAAAUUCGGAGCACAUCAUCGAGUUUCCCAAGGAACGAGUCCAGACUAGUCCUACCUUCGUUCCAGUCGGUCGCUGUCUCACGAGAGUCCUCGCUGGCAUCACCACCGCCUCCGUCGUUGUUGGCCUGAAAUCUCCAGUCAUUGCGGCGCUCAUAAUGUAUGCUGGGAUUGCGUACGCCAAAUACCGUCUGAACCGUUAG